GCUUGGAGCCGGAGCCUCUGAGGUAGCCAGAGUACUGGCGGAAAGACGGCUGCUUGGUCAGCCCUGGCAGGUACUGGAUCUCGUCCUGGUCGGGGGCUGCCUCGCUUCGGGGCGCCCAGGAGAGCAGCAGCAGCAGGAGGAAUGGCGGCGACAGCGCGGCUCGGACCAUCUGCGGCAGGAAGCGGGUGCCGGCUGUUUACUCGCUCGCUAGCUGCUCAGCCGCCCCUGGGGAAGAGCUGGCGGCUCAUCAGCGAGGGAAGCCCAGGCCCAGUCCCAGCUCCCACCCGCUGAGCUUCCUCCGCCGCGCCGCGCCGCGCCCCGCCCCGGGGGCUCCUGGAUCCCUUCCAACCUCCGGGAUCUCUUCCAGCCUCCGGAGUCCCCUCACCUCUGCUGCCUCGCGUCCUUGCUCUCCCGGAGGUGGCCCGCGACGGGAAGUCAUGUGUACUCCGAGUCACGUGUGCUCCAGCGUCACGUGACAGUCUUCCUCCUGCCCAUCCCGCCCCCACGUCCUCGAGCACCCGGAAGACGGAGGGGGCGGUGGCGGCGGCGGUCAAACAAGGUGAAGGUCCGUAGGCCUCGCAGGUCGUAUCCCGGGCGCCGGCGGUCAGAUGACCCAGGUGUGGAUGGCCAGAAUCCCCCAGCCUCCCGGGGACUCCGUUCUAAGCGGGAUGGCUGAGCCAGCGGCGCUAGGACCCCUGGGCAGAGCCUCGGGGAAGGGAGUCAGGGGGGAAGUACCUUACAUGGUGGUCACCAUCUGAGCCCGCUGCCCAAAAUAGCCCCCGGCGCCCGCUGGCCUGCCUCAUGGCUGCUGCCUCCGACCCCGUGGAAUUGGGUGCGCCCUGGGGCCCCGCGCGCCCCGAGCCCCCUCCCACCCGCUUCCACCCGGUACACGGUGCCAACAUCCGCGUGGACCCCUCCGGGACGCGGGCCACACGCGUGGAGAGCUUCGCCCACGGCGUGUGCUUCAGUCGCGAGCCGCUGGCCCCCGGCCAGGUGUUCCUGGUGGAGAUCGAGGAGAAAGAGCUGGGCUGGUGCGGGCACCUGCGCCUCGGCCUGACUGCGCUGGACCCCGCCAGUCUGGCCGCCGUGCCCGAGUUUUCGCUGCCCGACCUGGUCAGCCUCGGCCACACCUGGGUCUUCGCCAUCACGCGCCAUCACAACCGCGUGCCCCGGGAGGGCCGCCCGGAGGCGGAGGCGCUGGCCCCCAGCUGCCCCCCAGCCCUCCUGGUGGAACCGCAUCUGUGCAUUGAGCAGUUUCGCAUUCCCCGCGACCGCCUGGUGGGCCGCAGCCGUCCCGGGCUGUACAGCCACCUCUUGGACCAGCUCUAUGAGCUGAACAUGCUGCCUCCGACUGCACGUCGGAGCCGCCUGGGCGUUCUCUUCUGCCCGCGCCCCGACGGCACGGCUGACAUGCAUAUCGUCAUCAACGGCGAGGACAUGGGCCCCAGCGCCCGGGGGCUGCCAGCCGCCCAGCCCCUCUACGCGGUGGUGGACGUCUUCGCCUCCACCAAGAGCGUGCGCCUGGUCCAGGUCGAGUAUGGCUUGCCGUCCCUGCAGACCCUGUGCCGCCUAGUGAUCCAGAGGAGUGUGGUGCACCGGCUGGCCAUUGACGGGCUCCACCUGCCCAAAGGACUUAAGGAUUUCUGCAAGUAUGAGUGAAGGCCUGCAGCCACCCUGGAGCAGGGCCACGUGAAUGCAUCCUGGCCCCAGAGGUGUGGCUGCCCUGAAGCUGGCCAUACUGAUACUAGCCAGGAUGGAAAUAAACACAGUCGUUGCUGAUGCUGAUCCUUGGAGGGUCUCCUUGCCCCUGAAGCCUGUGAGGGGCACUUCUUUUAGAAUCACUGGGGGUCAGCAGGGUAGACGAGAGAAUGAGAGCAUUUUGACAUCACCUAGACCAGUGGUUCCUAGCCUGGCUACUCAUUAUCUGGGAUACUUAGAUUGCUGGUGCCCCAGAUGCCAUCUCUGGAGAUUCUCAUUUGAUUUGUCAAAGGAUGAGGGCUAGACAUUGUUUUUGUAAAAGCUCCCCUAGAGAUUCUAAGGUGCAGCCAGGAUUGAGAAGCAUUUCCCUAGAACAGAGGUCUCAGGUUUGGCACAUGUUAUAACCACUUGAGGAACUUUGAAAAAAUACUGCUCACUGGGAUUAUGAUUUAAUUGACCCUGGGAUAAGUCUGGGCAUCAGGAUUUCUAAAAGCUUCCAAGAGCAUCUAAUGUGCAGCUCGGGAUGAGAACCAGUGCCCUAGACCAAGUACUUCAUUUCACAGAUGGGAACCUGAAGCCCAGAGAUGGGAAUGUAUUUGUCCAAGGUCACACAGCAAAUGAAUGAAUGCAGAGUAUUCCUUCUCUCACCCUACAGGGCACAAAGCAUCAGACUCCUUGAAUUGUAUCGCUGAUCAUUUGCUUCCAUACAAAUGAUCUUACUUGACCCUCAUAACUUCUGGUGAGGUAGUGGGCAGUCAUUACCCGCAUCUUACAGCUGAGGAUGUCAAGGAACAAAACUGUCCAGGUGACUUGCCCAAGGUAAAGGCAAGAACCUAGAAUGCCCAGUUCCUGGUCCAGUGCUCUUUUAAUCCCAUCCAUUGUCAUGUACACGUUCUAGAAUGAACAGGUCAAUGCCGUGAGCUGGGUUCCAGGUGUAAAAGGGAGGGACUAUGAGGUGACAUUCUAGAAGGGCGGAGAGGGUAGGACAGAAGGCAGAUGCCUGAUCCCUCACAAACAGGGGCUUCAGAGCAGCCAUGUCCUAUUUCAUGUCUCCACAAACUCAUCCAGGUCUUCCGCCUUCCGGCCAAGGUGAGGCGGGGCUCCUGGAACUGGAGGGUGUACUACAACUUCCCCUGAGAACCUGCUUCCUGGCUCUGGGGAGGUGGAGGUUCUGCUGGGCAUUUUUGGGCUGGACCUGGAGUCAAUUCUCUUGGAAGAAAGCUAUUCCAGAAGUCCUUGCCAAUAGCUACCCACUUGCUCAUUCAUUCAUUCAGCAAACACUUCUCCAUCACCUGUCUGCAUUAGAGACUGACUGGGGCUGUGGCUAUGAGUAAAACCUAAUUCCCAACCACUGGACAGCCCUCUUGGGCUGGUCUUAAUUGCCCCUGAUCCCAGAGCUCUGCUCCUAUGCCCUGCCCCUCAGGGCCUCCUCCACAAAGAGACCAAGAAUAACAUUCCAUCCCAUUCCUGUCUCUGCAGGUGGGGCUGCUUCUCUGGGCUCAUCCC
This is a messenger RNA of Globicephala melas (long-finned pilot whale), 3204 nucleotides long. RefSeq names its product neuralized E3 ubiquitin protein ligase 2 (gene NEURL2). Gene Ontology annotation, molecular function: ubiquitin protein ligase activity. Gene Ontology annotation, biological process: intracellular signal transduction. The record is from RefSeq and is a predicted model, not a curated record. Lineage: Eukaryota; Metazoa; Chordata; Mammalia; Artiodactyla; Delphinidae.